Molecule: messenger RNA, 915 nt
Organism: Caenorhabditis remanei
Lineage: Eukaryota; Metazoa; Nematoda; Chromadorea; Rhabditida; Rhabditidae
Exons: 4
Coding region: 1-915 (304 amino acids)
Molecular function (GO): protein binding
Source: RefSeq, a predicted model, not a curated record
AUGUCAAACGAUGAGAAAUCGUUUAUCAUGAGGCAUGUGUUCGUAGAUUUCAAAAAUAUGAAGAAAGACACAUUCUAUUAUUCAGCGAAAGAAUUUCAUUGUGAUAUUCCAUGGAAAUUUGCGAUUAGGGUACUGUCCACAGGCCUAGAUGUCUACCUUGUUAACGCCAAACUUAAGGAUGGUGAAAGCUAUUCAAUUGAUGCACAUGCUGAAAUGAGAUACUUCAAAGACGGAGAAGCCGAUUCCGCGAGGCUUGCUAAAAGCAAAUCAAUAACAAAUGAAGGCUAUUUUAUACUCUUCGAAAACUUCUUUCCGGAAAUACUGGACGAUUAUAUUGUGAACGGAAAUCUGGGUAUCGAAGUAACAGUUAAAAUCGAUAAAACAGUCGGAAUCACUGGCAAAUUGAGAAGUUUCGAUGAUGAAUCGACUAAGAAAUAUUCGGAUGUUGUGCUGAUUGUGAAGAAUGAGAAAUUCUUUGUCAAUAAGAAGUAUCUUGCUUCCCAGUCAUCGUACUUUGAAUCUCUCUUUUUCGGAAAUUUCGACGAAUCGAAGAAAUCAGAAAUCGAGCUGAAAGACAUUGACCCAUAUAUUUUCCAUAAAUUUCUGGAAGUAAUCUAUGCGAUGCCAGCUGUAGAUGAAGACACGAUCGAUGAUAUUCUGAAGUUGGUUGAUAUGUACGAUGCAGCGUCUGUCGUAGCCAGAUGUGAAGAAUUUUAUUUAUACAGAUCUAAGCAACCGUUGAAAGUCAAGUUUCACGCUGCUGCGAAGUAUAACAUGAUCAAGCUCAAGGAAAAAUGCAUGGCAGAUCUGAAAACCGUCGCGGAUUUUGAGUCGAUCAUUCCAGAAGACAGCAAACAAUUCGGCACUGAUUUGUGGAAAGAACUGUGCCAGAAAUCGCUCACUUUGAGCAAAUAA